AUGGAGUCUAUUGCUCGGCAAUCAGUUAAACUAUGUCCCUUUUUGAACAACGCUUCUAGCUCAAUGCAGAGUGUGAAACGGCUUCAACAAUCGAACGUUUCAGCUAUUGCCAAAAAAUGCCCUUUCAUGGGCAAGGCGAUGCAAACAGCCGGAUAUGCGAGUUCUGCGGCUGCGAAUGUGGCCGCGGCGAAUGCUAGGAACUCUGAAAGCGAUUUGAGGUCCAGCGAUGACGUCCAGGAAUCGGCUUUUGUUAAUCAUGGCACUCGUGAAAAAUCGUUCGAUUAUGAUGGCCUUUUCGAGCAGCAACUGCACGAUAAGCGCACGGACAGAUCAUACCGGUUCUUCAACAACAUCAACAGGCUUGCCAAGGAAUUCCCGCUCGCGCACAGACAGCACGAGGAAGAUAAAGUGACCGUCUGGUGUUCUAACGAUUACCUUGCGUUGUCAAAGAACCAGCAAGUUGUGGAUGUGAUGAAGCGUACGCUGGACAAGUACGGAGCAGGUGCUGGUGGUACGCGUAACAUCGCGGGCCACAACAAGCACGCGUUGAAAUUGGAAGCAGAGAUUGCAGCUUUACACAAGAAAGAAGGUGCACUCGUUUUCUCGUCGUGUUUUGUUGCCAACGAUGCGGUGAUCUCACUUUUGGGCCAAAAAGUUAAGGAUUUGGUCAUUUUCUCGGACGAAUUAAACCAUGCAUCCAUGAUUGUUGGUAUCAAGCAUGCGUCUACGACCAAGCACAUUUUUAGGCACAACGAUUUGAACCACCUGGAACAGAUGUUGGCAUCUUACCCUAAAUCCCAACCAAAGUUAAUUGCUUUCGAAUCUGUUUAUUCCAUGUCUGGCUCUGUUGCCGACCUUGAGAAAAUUUGCGACUUGGCCGACAAAUAUGGAGCUCUGACGUUUUUGGACGAAGUGCAUGCCGUUGGAUUGUACGGUCCACAUGGUGCCGGUGUUGCUGAACACUGUGAUUUUGAAGCUCAUCGUAAAGCUGGUAUUGCUUCAACAGAGCACUCUACUGUGAUGGAUCGUAUUGACAUGAUUACCGGUACUUUAGGGAAAUCGUUUGGCACUGUUGGAGGUUACGUUGCAGGUUCCGUGAAGUUGAUCGACUGGCUAAGAUCUUACGCUCCAGGUUUUAUUUUUACCACUUCUCUGCCUCCGGCGGUCAUGGCCGGAGCUGCAGAAGCAAUCCGCUUCCAGCGCUCGCAUCUUGACUUGAGACAAGAUCAACAAAGACACACUACUUACGUUAAGCAGGGUCUAGCGGACUUACAAAUUCCGGUUUUGCCCAAUCCGUCUCAUAUUGUUCCAGUACUAGUCGGAAACCCUGAACUGGCCAGACAAGCGUCUGAGAUUUUGAUGGACAAACAUCGUAUUUACGUUCAGGCGAUCAAUUUCCCUACAGUUGCAAGAGGAACUGAGAGGCUAAGAAUCACACCAACUCCAGGCCACACUAAUGACCUGUCUGACAUUCUUUUGGAAGCUGUGGACGAUGUAUUCAAUACUUUGCAACUACCAAGAGUUAAAGAUUGGGAAUACCAAGGUGGCCUACUUGGUGUGGGUCAACCGGAAUAUGUACCGGAACCUAACUUGUGGACUGAACAACACUUGAGCUACACGAACAAUGAUUUACACCCCAACGUCAGAGAACCCAUUGUUGACCAACUAGAAGUCUCUUCGGGAAUCAAAGCCUAA
This is a messenger RNA of Lachancea mirantina, 1695 nucleotides long. The record is from the annotation of a GenBank genome assembly. Lineage: Eukaryota; Fungi; Ascomycota; Saccharomycetes; Saccharomycetales; Saccharomycetaceae.